AUGGGUAGCUGUGUUAGCAAAGGAAGUAAUGAUGGCGACAGGAGUGUAAUAAACAGCAACAAUAGGAGUACCAAAUCAACAACGCAUAAUUCCUCUCGUCCUCCUACACAAACAUUUAGCGAACAAUCCUCACCUAAUGCCACAUCGAGGACCAAUAUCGCACGAACGACUUCACGCAGCACAUUGCGUUCGAUUUUUCGUACUCAGAACGGUUCGUCCAACCGUCUCCGGCCUCCGUCUUCUUCCAGGUUAUCAAAUCCUUUGCCCGCACCGCCACAAUUGAAUCGUAGGAGUUUUACUGGUUUUAUAACUCGAUAUAGCAGGCGAUGGCAUAACGUGGCCAAUAGUAAAUAUUUAUUGCCUAAUGACGAUGAGGAAAUGGAUAGGCUCUUGACACAGCAUUAUAUGUUGAGAUACGUGUGGGGUAAUAACUAUUCUGCUCCCGUCAUAGGCAUGUUGACUGGUGGUGGAGGUAGAAUUCUUGAAAUUGGUUGUGGACCAGCAUUCUGGACAUUGGAAAUGGCAACAUCGUAUCCACACUCUUUCUUCACAGGUAUCGAUAUGGUCGCUGUAUAUCCGUCAUCGAUAAAGCCUCAAAAUGUAACCUUCACCCAGUCAAAUAUACUCGACGGUCUCCCAUACGAUAACGAUAAAUUCGAUUAUGUAUAUCAACGAUUUCUUGUAUGUGCAUAUACAACAUCACAAUGGGAAAACGAGGUUAUCAAUGAAAUCGUGCGGGUUUUGAAGAAAGGUGGAUGGAUUGAAGUUGCAGAAUGUGAUGGGCAAUAUGAAAGUAUGGGACCGGUGGCCAAACAGUUGAGUGAUGCUGUUGCUACUCUACUCCGUUCUUAUGAAAUGGAUCCGUAUAUAAGUGAAUCUCUUCGGAAUCUUCUCGCCAAAGAUUCUCACUUGACUGACGUAAAUACACAAGAAAUGUCAAUACCUGUCGGAAGCUGGGGCGGCAACCCUGGGAAACUGGCGCAAGACAAUUUAAUUGCUUUUUAUAAAGCAUUGAAAACACCAUUAUCUGAUAUGUUGAGAAUACCGCUCGAUAGCUUUGAUGAAUUGAUGCAGAGUUUCAGUAGAGAAGUUGACCUGUACAGAACGAGAUGGAUAUCGAGAAGAGUAUACGCAAGAAAAAUAUGA
Paraglomus brasilianum is the source of this 1146-nucleotide messenger RNA. NCBI's taxonomy places the organism in Eukaryota, Fungi, Glomeromycota, Glomeromycetes, Paraglomerales, Paraglomeraceae. The record is from the annotation of a GenBank genome assembly.